Arxiozyma heterogenica is the source of this 2037-nucleotide messenger RNA. It is a transcript of the gene RRI2, whose product is annotated as Rri2p. Bases 1 to 2037 code for a protein of 678 amino acids. The transcript has a single exon. NCBI's taxonomy places the organism in Eukaryota, Fungi, Ascomycota, Saccharomycetes, Saccharomycetales, Saccharomycetaceae. The record is from RefSeq and is a predicted model, not a curated record.
AUGUUCGAUACUGAUGAAGAGAAUGGGAAUUAUGAAGAUUUUAUGAUCUCUGAUGAUGAAAGUUUGCAAAUGGAAUUUGAAAGUGAUGUAGAAGAGCAUGAAAAACAACAAGAAGGGGGUAGUCGUGAUAGUGUCACUCCUAAUGAAAACGAUGCAGCCAUAACAAAAAUGGUUUCUGAAGGCGAAAAAUUAAUGAAUAUCGGUAAAUGGGAUGAUGCAAGGCUUCAGUUUCUUAGGAUACUUAAUAUAAUAUAUCCAAACACCUCUGGUUUACCACCAUCAGAUAUCUUUCCAAUAUGGGUGAAAAUUAUGAAUUGCUGGACUAGAAUCCUUUAUUAUAAUAACUGCAAUAAUCUAUUGAAUCUAAAUGAUUUGUUUGGCCAAUGUAGUCAAUUUUGUGAUUACCUUUUGCAAGAAAACGAUAACAGUCAUAUAUGUUUAUCCCAAUUGCAAUAUUUAGUUGUUGAUUUUUUCCCUGAUUUGAGUAAUCGCUAUAUCUUUGAAAUAAAUGAAAUUGACGAUUGUGAGAACAGGCAAAUAUUAGAUAAGGUCAAUAUACAAUUAAAUCUCUAUAUAAUCUUUAAAACUUUGAGAACUAUUGACCAUCAAAUUGCCGACUUCCUUGAACUUCAAUCUAUCAUUUUAUCACAAUGGAAGAGAUUACUCUCUAUCCCAACUAUGGACCCCAGAAAUAAUAACGAUCUUCCUUCCUCUCUAUCAAUUGAUUAUGAUUCAUUCAAUACGAUAAUCACUAACCUAUUAAAUAUAUUUAAUAAGGACGACUGUUCUGCAAUCAUUGCUAAUAAAAGCCCAUUUGAACAAAGGAUACUUACCAAAAGAUUUGAAGUGACAUUUCAGAUUUUUAUCUUAUUAUAUCUGUUUAACAACAAUCGAAUUAUGAGACAUGAUACAGUAAUGAUAUUGAAACUGGAUCAAAUCUUGGAACUUUUCCAAGAGUGUAGCCGUGGUCUGUUGACUAUCUCACAGGAUUCUCGAUUAAUGUUCUUAUAUCAUUUCAGUUGUUCUAUCCAAUUGUUAAUAGACAUAUCGGUCGAUAUGAACCCAUAUAAGACUGUUUCUUCAUGUAGAGACCAUUUUUUAUCUAGUUUGCAACAUUUAGAGAUAUUAGGAUCAUAUAGUCAAUGGAUUGAAAACGGAUAUUGCCAAUACUUAUUAAGUGGGUUUAUCUUGACCAGUAUAUUUAUUAUAUUACAGGACAAGUAUUAUAACAACUCACAAUCGCGAGAAGAUAGAUUUUUGGACCCAUUUGAAUAUGAACAGAUUAAAAUUAUUCGUAAAAACUUACAAUAUAGACACAUUAUCAAAAUGUUACAACAAUUCUAUACAAAGCUAGUGAAAAUGACUAAUUUAGAGGAAACGUACUAUGAGAUCCAAGAAAUUUUAAGAAACUUGAAUAUCAACGAAGCUGUAAAUAAAUACGAGGCUCUGCUUGAAGAAAUGUUUAAUAUCGUUAUUAAAUUAAAACUGUUGUACAAGAUAGUGCCUUUGUAUGAAAGAAUUAGCAUUAUAGAUUUACAAAAGUUAUUAACGUAUGAUCCGAUAAAUCAUCAAUUGAAUAAAGAUGAUAUCAUUAAACUAUUGAUGAAAUUUAAAUUGUAUGAUGAGCCAGAGAGAGGAGAAGGAAGGAGAAGAAGAAGAAUAUCAUUUUCUAUCGAUUUCGUUGAAGAUCAUGUAUUAUUUGACGAUGAUUUAUCAUCCACUAGAAAUGUUUUCGUUGACAAUGAUGUAGAAACAUGUGAAAGAAACCGAGAUAUAGAAAUAUUUUUCAAGUCUAUUAAUGAGCCAGCCAAUGAUAAUGAUAUUAGUAAUAAUGUGGUUACAAAGAGAUAUAGUGGAAAAGAAGAUAAUAUAUCAUACAAUUUACAGGUAAAUUCUAAUGGGAAGACUCGAAAAGUGGAGGGCUUGGCACAAUUCCAAUUGCAAGCAGCGUUAUUGAUAUCUGAAUCACUUUCUACAAUGACUACGGCAGUAUCUUCCUCCUCUUCCUCCCCCACCUCAUCAUCUAAUAUGGUAUAA